Cynocephalus volans (Philippine flying lemur) is the source of this 3289-nucleotide messenger RNA. It is a transcript of the gene IFNAR2, whose product is annotated as interferon alpha and beta receptor subunit 2. The transcript has 9 exons. The record is from RefSeq and is a predicted model, not a curated record. Gene Ontology annotation, biological process: type I interferon-mediated signaling pathway. NCBI's taxonomy places the organism in Eukaryota, Metazoa, Chordata, Mammalia, Dermoptera, Cynocephalidae. Bases 272 to 1810 code for a protein of 512 amino acids. Gene Ontology annotation, cellular component: plasma membrane. Gene Ontology annotation, molecular function: interleukin-22 receptor activity; type I interferon receptor activity; protein binding.
CCGGCCCUACAGCCUUCACCCUCUGGACCAGGAGGAAGCCCCGCGGACGAGCCAGGCCACCCUCUCGAGCGCAGUCCGUGGGCCACCACCCGGCCGCAGUGCUUAAGGAGCCGCCUGCAGUGCGUAUCCGGAUCGCCCGUGCGGAAUCCGGGAGCCGAGGGGCGGCCGCGGCCCGGCUCAGGACGUGGGCCUGCGGUCAGCAUCGCUGAGGAGCCACCAGGCGAAGCCGCCGAGAUGUGAAAGUAAAGAAAGGACUUAAAAAAUAGCAAGGAUGCUUUUGAGUCAGAAUGCUGCAGCAAUCAGAUCAUUUAAUUUGUUUCUCAUGGUGUACAUCAGCCUAGUGUUUGGUAUUUCACCUGCUUUGACUGAUUUUUCAGUUGAACCUUGCAUUUUAAAUAUGACAUUACGAAAUUUCCGGUCAAUCUUGUCAUGGGAACUGAGAAACCAUUCCACUGUACCAACUCACUAUACGUUAUGGUACACAAUCAUGAGUAGACCUGAAGAUAUGAAGAUUGUUGACAACUGUGCAAAUAUCACGAGAUCAUUUUGUGACCUAACAGAUGAGUGGGAAUACAUAAGCGAGAACUACAUCACCAGACUCAUAGGAUUCAGAGGCAACACAGCAGUGGUCUAUUGCAUCCACAGUUUCCAUCUGGCUGUGGACAUGUCUCUUGAACCACCAGACUUUGAGAUUGUUGGUUUUACAGACCACAUUAAUGUGAUAGUGAAAUUUCCAGUGAUCCUUAGGGAAGAAUUACAGUUUUUUCUAUCACUUGUCAUUGAAGAACAGUCAGAGAGGCUUGUUAAGAAGCACAAACCCCAAAUAACUGAAAACAUAAGUGGAGAUUUCAACUAUGUCCUUGACCAGUUACUUCCAAACACAAACUACUGUGUAUCUGUUUAUUUUGAGCCUUACGUUUUGGAAACAGAAAAAUCUCCCUUAAAAUGCACCUUCCUUCAACCUGGCCAGGACUCAGAAUCUGCCAAAAUAGGAGGAAUAAUUACUGUGUUUUUGAUAGUAGCAGUCUUCAUAAGCACCAUAAUAAUACUGAAGUGGAUUGGUUAUAUAUGCUUAAGAAAAAAUUUACCCAAAGUCUUGAAUUUUCGUAACUUUUCAGCCUGGAUAUUUCCUGAGCAGCCACUCUUGGAAGCAGUGGAUAUGGUGGAGGUCAUUUUGAUCAACAGAAAGAAGAAAGUGUGGGAUUAUAAUUAUGAUGAUGAAAGUGACGACGACAAUGAAGCAGCCCCCAGGACAAGUGCUGGGGGCUACACCAUGCAUGGACUAACAGGCAGGCUUCUGAGUCAGGCCCCUGCCUCCUCAGCUGGGACCUCUGAGGAGUCCCAGUUUAUGGACCCAGACUCUGAGGAGCUGCCUGAAUUGUCCGACGCUGAUGCUGAGCCCCCCAUGGUGCUGGGGCCCUGCCCCUGGCAGUCAGAACACACAAGUGGGUCUUAUGAGAGGAGAGAAAGUCCACUCCAGGACCCCUUUCCUGAUGAGGACAGUAGCUCCCUUGAGGAGUCUGGAGACAAAAUUAUCUUCAAUGUGGAUUUAAACUCUGUGUUUAUAAGAGUCCUCAACGACGACCCAGAAGAAGCCCCUCUGAUGUCAUUAUCUCUUCCAGAAGAGAGAGACAACUUAGAGGAUCCCAAUGAAACGGAAUCAAGCCUUCUGGUGACCACAGGGGAAGGGACACAGCCACCCUACGCUGGCUCCUCUUCAGAAAGCCUGUGUCCUGAAGAUGCUCCAUCAGAUAAAAGUGACACUUCUGAGUUGGAUGUUGACCUCAGGGAUGGUUAUGUAAUAAGAUGACUCCAAAACUAUUUAAAGAACUUGGACAAAUAUCUGCGGGGUUCUCGCUCCUUGCACCCUAACUUGCUGCUUUGUGGUCUGCAAGUAUUCUCUGAGGGAAGGAGUAGGAAACCGUAGAGUCUGCCCCUUUCUUCCUGGUAACAUCAUCUAUGCAGAUUCCCAGCCAGGACAUUGUCGACACAUUCAAAGCACUUUGAAGGGAGCAUGCUCUGCCCAUUCCCUUUAAUGCACUUUUGAUGCAUCUGCAUCAUGUUUCCCAGGGAGUAAAGUGCCCUGUGGUUUUCAGGGGUGGUCCAAGGCCUUGUUAUAUUUCUGGGAAAUAAUUAAAUUGGGCCAGGGUGGGAGGGUGGAGAGAAGAGGAAAACACUGAGCAGGAGAAGUCAGCUGUGUUAGUAAGUGGAGACUCUGAGCCCAGCAGGCUCAAGGAAAGAGCAGCACAGCAGGCAGAAAGAGGGGAGGAAGGGCAGCUAGACAGAAAGGAGGGGGACACAUGAGAUAGAAGGGAAGGGCCAGCAAAGUUUCAUUGAAUAGGCCCUGAGCACCUCUCAGAUGUCAUAUUCUCUCUCCUCUACUCAGAAUUCCACUCUCAGUCCCUUGGCUAGCCCUACCCCGUUUGAGUGGGGAAGACAGACAUAUACAUGCAUAACUCUAGUGUCAGGCAGGAGGAAGCAUUGCAUGGGGGAGAGGGAUAAAAUUUCAGUGCCAUAUUUUAAGAUUAAAGAAGAGAACAAAAGCAAAAGGGCUUUAGAGUCUUCUGAAGAAAUAUUGCAUACAAGUCCCAGAAAUUCUUUUUGACAAUUUCAGAAGUGCUAUGGGUGCUGAUUCCAAAUGUCUUCCAAGUGAUUACAGUUCCCAGGAAUCUGGGGGAAAAAAAAUAAGGUUCUAGAAUGUAGCAAACAGUACAAGGCCUGGGACUCAGAGGGCUGACUGCCAGCAUGUCACUGUGUGACGUUGGGCAUUUGCUUAGCUUCUCUGAGCCUUGUUUUUUUCAUUUUUGAAAUAAGAGGACUGGACCAGGUAAUCUCCAAGAUCUUAUGAAUCUAGGGGAGGUAUUAGAAAAUGUACAGGAAUAAAGAGUCAGGUGGAAGUGCUGCAGCCCUGAGGCUCCCAGGAAGAAUGGGAGAUACAGGACCCUCCCAUCUCACUCCCCUCACCUCAAAAGCCAGUUUCUCAGACCUUUCUCCUAGGCCCAUUCAAAAGGGGAAAAACAAAAAUUAUCAGCCCUAUUUCAAGGACUUUGAAUAGAUUAUUUGCAUAUUUGCUCUGAAGUUACUCAAAAGGUGAGGACUGUGAGGAGGGAAGGCCUUAUUUAAUAAUCUAAUGCAAUUCCACUGGAAAGAGACCUUGUCAUGUACAUAAUCCAUUUCUCUGCCCCCUGAAUGCAUCUAUCAUAUUUUGAUUGAUCUUUUGGUAUAACCUCUCUAAGGCUGUGUGUGUGUGUGUGUGUAUUUUUUUAAAUUUUGUAUAAUGGAGGUUGGA